AUGGUCAAUCUUUCUUCGAUGUUGCCUCUUAUCCCAUUCUCCGUACAAUCCUUCUUCAACAUCGCUCCCUCGUCCCCAAGUCCCUCCCCUCAGCAAGCCGACAAAAUGUCACGCCCAUCUACGCCCGCGCCCAUAGACACCUCUUGCGAAUCAGGCCGGUCAACACCAUUGUCCAAAACGGCCGACUCGGGCUAUGGGUCAGCAGCAGCCAGUGAAAUUGACUUGCCUGAGGUAUACUUCACGAAACCACACCUGCAGUUCAUCAACCGACAAUUACAAAACCUCGAGCCACAAGAGAUUCUGCGAUGGUGUGUGACAACGUUACCGCAUUUGUUCCAGACCACCGCCUUUGGUCUGACUGGACUCGUGACCCUCGAUAUGCUCUCAAAAAUGGACAUCCCUCGGCCCCAGAUGGUCGACAUGAUCUUCCUUGAUACAUUGUAUCACUUCUCAGAGACUCUCGACCUGAUCGACAGGAUAAGAGCCCGGUAUCCCAACAACAAUGUGCAUAUCUUCAAACCCGUAGGCGCCGAGACCGAGGCAGAAUUUGCUGCUGUGUAUGGAGAUCGACUAUGGGAAACCGACGGCGAACGAUACGACUAUCUUGUCAAGGUCGAGCCUGGCCAACGUGCCAAUCGCCAGCUCAACGUACAAGCAGUUCUGACGGGACGUCGCCGGUCACAAGGCGGCAAGCGUGGAGACUUGCCUAUCAUUGAGGUCGACGAGGAUGGCACCAUCAAAGUGAACCCUCUGGCCAACUGGUCCUUCAAGCAGGUUAAGGAAUACAUCGACGCCAACAGCGUCCCAUACAACGCCCUUCUAGACCAGGGCUACAAGAGUGUAGGCGACUGGCACUCAACACAGCCUGUUGCCGAUGGUGAAGAUGAGCGGGCCGGACGUUGGAAAGGCCAAGAAAAGACCGAAUGUGGCCUUCACAACCCCAAGUCGAAGUAUGCAUUGUUCUUGAUGGAGCAGGAGAAGAAAAGAGAACAGGAAGUCCUACAUGAAGCACUGAAGAGGGUCGACCUCAAGUCAUGA
Cyphellophora attinorum is the source of this 1038-nucleotide messenger RNA. Its product is annotated as Phosphoadenosine phosphosulfate. Gene Ontology annotation, molecular function: phosphoadenylyl-sulfate reductase (thioredoxin) activity. NCBI's taxonomy places the organism in Eukaryota, Fungi, Ascomycota, Eurotiomycetes, Chaetothyriales, Cyphellophoraceae. Gene Ontology annotation, cellular component: cytoplasm. The record is from RefSeq and is a predicted model, not a curated record. Bases 1 to 1038 code for a protein of 345 amino acids. The transcript has a single exon.